Messenger RNA from Ornithodoros turicata, 1399 nucleotides. Its product is annotated as putative N-acetylated-alpha-linked acidic dipeptidase. Lineage: Eukaryota; Metazoa; Arthropoda; Arachnida; Ixodida; Argasidae. The transcript has 11 exons. Gene Ontology annotation, molecular function: carboxypeptidase activity. The coding region runs from base 300 to 1370 and encodes 356 amino acids. The record is from RefSeq and is a predicted model, not a curated record.
GUCUGUGGUGUGAGUUCGAAUCCCACUGCUGCUACCUUUUUAUCGGCUGCCGUUGUUUAACAGAGAUCAGCGUUUCGUAUGGUAAUUCCGGUAAUGCCAUAUACAGGGAGCUCGUGCAUCACGUUUGUCCGAAGAGGUGGGUUCCCAAGCUGCAAAUUCCGUGCAACAUCGACAGUCCCAAAAACAUAAGGUUGCGGCUUGCGGUGCACAACAAGUUAGAGACCAGACAAAUAACGAACGUCAUAGGAAUCAUCAACGGAACGCUCGAAAGAGAUCGUAUUGUUCUUGUUGGCAAUCACAUGGACUCGAUCAGCACGCAUUCUGCAGCGGAUCCUUUCCUUGGCAUCAGUCAGCUUCUGGAGGUCACUCGCGUCUUCGGGAUGCUGCACAAGGAAGGUUGGACGUCGCAGCGCUCUGUGGUGUUCGCCCUGUGGGAUGGAGAAGAACAGGGCAUUCUGGGCUCAACAGAGUGGGUAGAGGAGAACAUGGCCGCCCUCAGAUCCCGCGCCGUUAUCUAUAUAGGAACCAAAAUGCUCACUGGGGACAAGUUCCAUCCCAUGUCGUCUCCCGCUGUAUCCGCCUCAGUGCGCGGCGCGGCGUCUUUGGUCCCGCACUAUAAGAAGAAGGGGAAGACUCUGCUGGAUAUGUGGGCGGCGGACUCUGAGGUUGAGAAGAACAGCAAAAACCGACCCAUGACAUGGCCCGUGAUGGGACGCUCCGACGAUGCUCCGUUCGCCUUCAGCGCCGGCGUCCCAACAGCAUUUCUUAUGUUCCUGUACCGACACAACAUCACGAACUUAUACCCGGCUUACCACACCGCGUACGACACAUUGGAGCUUGUGGAAAAGUAUCUCGAUCCCAAGUUCCGAGUAAGCCGCAUGUCGGUUCAACUUAUCGCCUCCCUAGUACGUCUCUGGGCGGACCGAAGACUAUUGCCCUACGAACUGCGGGAGCUGGCUUUCCACGUAAGGACUGGUCUCGACACGUUCAUUAUCAGACACGGCAGCGACAUCGCAACACACAACCUCGAUAUGAGCGCUCCCCUGAAAGCUGCCCGGUACCUUUCUGAGAUCACAGAGGGCUUCAUGGAAUGGACUAUGAGGAUACGACGGUUGAACCCUCUAAAAAUCCGUAUCGCCAAUGACAUCAUGAUGGAAGUGGAAAAGUUGUUCAUCAACCCUGGAGGAAUUCCCACCAGAGACCCCACGUUAAGGAAUCUCGUUUUCGCCCCGGAAGGAGUUCUCUUUCCUGGGAUAGAAGACGCCAUCACCAAGAGACCUUUUAACGCGGACGCCUUUGGACUUCAGACAGCGCUCCUCACCGAAGUGAUAUGUCAUGCAGCUCAGCACCUGGUCGUGUCACCGCUUUGAUAAAACCACAAAUAAAGAGAUCGACUCAA